AUAAAUAAACCACCCCAUUUCCAAUUGCUUCUUCAUUCACCAUGGCCCACCCUGAUGCCAGCAUCAAGUCCAUCUACAGCGGCAAAGUCAAUUUCUCGUCCUCCUACGACGCAGACCCUCCCGAGUUCGACCUGGAUUCCCAACUCGACGACUCUCUUUCUCGCCUCAGCAACGAAUCGCUCUCGUCUCGCAACCUAAAGAUUUUCAACGUCAACUCCGACAUCAGCCAAAAUGACUUGUUCAACGACAGUUCUAGCGACGGAGAAUCCAACGGCGAUGGAAACUUGAGCGUUCCUUCGCCUAGUUUGUCCAGAAAUUCCACCACCUCGUGCUUAUCCACCACUGCCACCAAGGACGGAAUCGAAGGCAGAAAGUUCCACAGAAAGGGUCCAAAAGCCUAUUCAAACCAUAUAAUUUCAAGCAUGAUCAAAACCACCACUGUCAAAUCGGUCCGGGUUUCUAGUGCAGACCGGGUACCUAGUGAAAAGACCUUGAAUGGCAACACAGACGUAAAAGGUUCCAAGGUCACCUCCAUACACAUUGACACCUCUCCCCAACAGUCUCCGGCCGGUGGCCGUGGCUCUCCCACCCCCAUGGCUCAGGGAGCCUACAGCUACAGCGAGGUAUCGUUCAAGACCACCGACGCCGAGUUCGAAGGAUUCGGCGGCCAUGAACAGCCGGCCCUACCACCUUUCUACAAGCAACCCGACAUGUCCUUGUGGUCCAAAAUUGACAUGCUCAACCCAGACACCUGAUUUAGCGCCUUUAACGAAUGUACGAUUAGACU
Messenger RNA from Yamadazyma tenuis ATCC 10573, 787 nucleotides. Lineage: Eukaryota; Fungi; Ascomycota; Pichiomycetes; Serinales; Debaryomycetaceae. The record is from RefSeq and is a predicted model, not a curated record.